Messenger RNA from Capsicum annuum, 1390 nucleotides. Its product is annotated as ubiquitin-conjugating enzyme E2 7. Gene Ontology annotation, molecular function: ubiquitin conjugating enzyme activity. The coding region runs from base 623 to 1135 and encodes 170 amino acids. The record is from RefSeq and is a predicted model, not a curated record. The transcript has 6 exons. Gene Ontology annotation, biological process: ubiquitin-dependent protein catabolic process; protein polyubiquitination. NCBI's taxonomy places the organism in Eukaryota, Viridiplantae, Streptophyta, Magnoliopsida, Solanales, Solanaceae.
GUGAUAAAAUAAUUAUACUAUAUAUAAUUAAAAUUAUGCUUUAUAUAUAACCUCCUUCGACUUCUACUUAAAUUAACUUUUUAAUAUUUUAAAUUUUUUUAGUAAAAUUUUGAGCUUCGCCACUAAUCAUAUAUAUUAUACUUUAUACAUAAUAGUGAUUAAAAAGACUUCUUAAAUCAUAUAUACUAUACUUUAUACAUAAUAGUUAUCUAAGAAAGACUUCAUUUUAUAGUUUUCACAAUGUAUCUUAUGUAUAUGGAGGGUAUAAUUAUCUUCAUUCACAUCAAAAAAUUCUACUUUUUCUUUAAUAUUCGAUUAGACUCGAGAUUUUUAAUUAAAAAUUUGAAAAAACAAAGAAGUUAAACAACACCUUUGAUCAAAAUAUCACAUGUUUAAGUCUGGAAAUAACUUCGAUCAGAAAUGAAAGCUGUAUAAAGCUACACAUGCAACCUUUGUUUGUUGGUGUAAAAGAGUACUUCUUUGACUUCCAAAUUGAAAUAUUGAACAGUUUGUAUAAAUUUGAUAUACUUAUAAAACCAUCCUAGUAUAAUUCUAGGAUUCUCUUGUAUAAUUCUAGGAUUCUGUUUUUUGGUUUCUUUGUCAAGAAUCUCUUUGAAGUCUUAUGGCUUCAGCUUCUCCUUCUCAAGGUAGUUUGCUACUUCAGAAACAACUCAAAGAUCUUUGUAAAAAACCAGUUGAUGGAUUUUCAGCUGGUUUGGUUGAUGAAUGCAACUUAUUCGAAUGGAGUGUCACCAUUAUCGGACCCCCGGAUACUUUAUAUGACGGAGGUUUCUUUAAUGCUAUUAUGAGCUUUCCUCAAAAUUAUCCCAACAGUCCGCCAACUGUUAAAUUUACCUCGGAGAUGUGGCACCCUAAUGUUUACUCUGAUGGAAAGGUUUGCAUCUCAAUUCUUCACCCUCCUGGUGAUGAUCCAAAUGGCUAUGAGCUUGCUAGUGAACGUUGGUCUCCCGUCCAUACGGUGGAGAGCAUAAUGUUGAGCAUCAUAUCAAUGCUUUCAAGUCCUAACGACGAGUCUCCUGCUAAUGUCGAAGCAGCUAAGGAAUGGAGAGACAAUAGAGAUGAAUUCAAGAAAAAAGUUAGUCGAUGUGUAAGACGGUCUCAAGAAAUGACAUAAACACGCGAAUACCAAAAAACAAUCUUCUUUCUUCAUCAGCUGUUGAUCGAUACAAAUGUCGAAUUGCUGUCAUGGUAAUACCUUUCUGUAUUAUUAUGCAUUUCGCUUCACGAAUUCGGUCAUUGUUCGCAUUUUUUUUUUUUUUUGGUUAUAACUUACUUUAGAACUCUGUAUUUUCCUUGUAGUCUAGUAGAUGUUAACUGCAUAAUGUACAUCUCAGAAAUGAACUAAAUGAAUCUUCUUCUUUUCUAUUUA